AAUUUAGAUCCCAAAUCCAAACAACAACUUCAAUUAAUCACAAACAGCCACGUGUCAUCCAUGUCGACACGUAACAGCUCACCACACUCGAUCACUCCUAAUAUACUAUCACACUCACGUGCCGUAACUCACUUUUCUUCUUCUAUCAAACGACCCUUUUACCCCUCACUCUUCCCGCGAAUUACAAAUCACUCCCUCUUCACAUUUUCCCUCGCCAUUCGCGUGUUUCUCCAAUACGACACCGUUUUCCGUCGCACACUCUGUUUAUCGGAGAAUGACGACGGCGACGGAGAAAGUCUUCAACGGAAAAGAAGAAUUCAGCGAUUCUUCAAACACCUUUCGCUCAAUUCUUGCAUUAUCGUUAUGGCUUGGAUCCAUUCACUUCAACAUCGCAAUAAUCCUCUUCGCUUUACUCUUCCUUCCUCUCUCCAAAUAUCUCUUGGUUUUAGGUUUUCUAUUAAUUUGCAUGGUGAUUCCAGUGGACGCUAAGAGCAAAUUUGGUAGAAGAUUAUCUAGGUACAUAUGCAAGCAUGCGUGUAGUUACUUUCCGAUUACGCUUCAUGUAGAGGAUAUAAAAGCAUUUGAUCCUAAUCGUGCUUAUGUUUUUGGUUAUGAACCACAUUCAGUUUUGCCAAUUGGCGUUAUUGCACUAGCUGACAACACAGGUUUCAUGCCUAUUCCAAAAGUUAAAGUUCUUGCUAGCAGUGCGGUGUUCUACACACCAUUUUUAAGACACAUAUGGACAUGGUUGGGUCUUACACCAGCAACAAGGAAAAAUUUUAUCUCCCUGUUAGCUGCUGGUUAUAGUUGCAUUUUAAUACCUGGUGGAGUUCAAGAGACAUUUCUCAUGCAGCGUGGUUCCGAGAUAGCUUACCUUAAGGCAAGAAGAGGUUUUGUCCGCAUAGCAUUGGAGAAGGGUCAUCCCUUGGUUCCUGUUUUCUGCUUUGGUCAGUCAGAUAUCUAUAAGUGGUGGAAACCAGAUGGAAAGUUGUUUCUGAACUUCUCUAGGGCGAUUAAGUUCACCCCAAUAUGUUUUUGGGGUAUCUUCGGAUCCCCGGUACCGUUCAGACAUCCAAUGCAUGUGGUGGUGGGUAGGCCAAUUGUGCUCGAGAAAAAUCCAGAACCAACCACGGAGGAGAUUGCCAAGAUACACAGUCAGUUUGUGGAAGCACUUCAAGAUCUCUUCGAACGGCACAAAGCUCGGGCUGGCUAUCCAAAGCUUGAGUUAAAAAUUGUUUGAUAAGGCCUUAUUAUCAUCCCAUGUAGCAUCAGUUUAUUUAUGUAUUUUCUGUUAUCUUCUUUUGUGGAUGGAGGUUGGUAAAUGUAAUUGGGGCCAUGUAUUUUAUUGUAUUGCAUGUAACAAAAGACCAUCUCCUGCAGGGUCAUUAAAUAGAAAUAAUAAUGUGAAAAAGGCGUUGACUUAUUUUCGUUA
Molecule: messenger RNA, 1432 nt
Organism: Medicago truncatula (barrel medic)
Lineage: Eukaryota; Viridiplantae; Streptophyta; Magnoliopsida; Fabales; Fabaceae
Product: diacylglycerol O-acyltransferase 2D
Exons: 9
Coding region: 275-1240 (321 amino acids)
Biological process (GO): triglyceride biosynthetic process
Cellular component (GO): endoplasmic reticulum membrane
Molecular function (GO): diacylglycerol O-acyltransferase activity
Source: RefSeq, a predicted model, not a curated record